Messenger RNA from Durusdinium trenchii, 3120 nucleotides. The record is from the annotation of a GenBank genome assembly. Lineage: Eukaryota; Dinophyceae; Suessiales; Symbiodiniaceae.
AUGGCUUGGUUUUUGGUUUUUGCCCCCCAACCUCUCCCGUCGAGAUCUGCAGGAUACAUUUGCGAUGUCCAGUACAGCCGCUACUUGGAAAGGCGUAGCAAGCGCAUCGCCCGGGCAGCUGCGUGCGUUGCCACGCUGAAGCUUACGGUAGGCCGAGAGGAAGCCGAAAAAGAUGAAUUUCAAAUAAAGGUGCUGAAGGCGUUGGCCGAGAGUCUCCAAGUACCUGAAACGCGCCUUGCCAUUCAGGGUCUCUCAGAGGGCCGAGGUUUCGUGAAGCUCAACGUCUUGCUCACACGUCCCUCAGAGGACCAGAAGGGGAAAUCCUGCAGUGAGCUUUGGCAAAAGCUGAAGUCAGAGCUGAAGAAGGUCCAAGAGGGUGCGCUCAGUUGCAUCGAUAGCAUCGUGGUGGAUGGCGAUGCGGACGAGACCACGAAGGUGUACUCCAUUUGGUUAACUCCCAGUGGCAAAACCGCUGAUGUGUGCAAGAAGGCCAUGGCUGAACUGAGCUCCAAAUUGGACGCCCCCAGCUUCGAACCUCACGUGACGCUGGGCGAAGUCUCGGGUGAAGAGCAGGAGGUCCUGGCCAUGGUGGAGCGCUUCGCGCGCGAAACGUCCACCUUCGCCGUGGAUUUGGAGACCCUGGAGGUUGACCAAUCGUACUUCUCGGGAGUGUACUUCCCUGCAAGGACAUCGGAUGCCUUGUUUGCAGCCUUCGAUGCUAUCACCUCACAACUGCCCAGUGGCUGGCCACAAUGGCUGGGCGGUCGCAGCUGCCGCUGGCGCGGUGCAAGAACACGAUCAGACUUCAGAGCAAUCUUGCCCAUGGCCUAUGUGAAGGACCUGGCCGGGGCGCCCGAGGUCGGCGUGGCGCCCAGCGAAGCCAGCUUCACGGCGAUGCAGGUGAGCGUUUGGGAGACCGACCCCGAGGACUUCACCUGCAAGUCGUGGAAGGAAGUGAAGACGUUCAAGUUUGAAGGAAAGAAACCGCCCUCCUUUUGGCGACUGCUGUGGCGCUUUUCCAAGGUGGCUGCGCCAGAGUUUCUUCAGAUCGGUCUUGGAACAGCACUGAGUCUCGUUGCGAAUGUGGUGGUUGACUGGGCGAUUCAGCACGACUCAGACCUCUUCACGGGGAAGCAUGUGGGGAAGGACACGAGCGAGUUGGUGCGCGUGUUGGGCCACGGGCUGAUGAUUUGGGGCGCGGUGAACCAACUCUUUACCAACUCUCGGAUGCUCAUGGAAAGAUCCGGCAAGCGCAUUGGUUGCCGACUUCAAGAGCAGCUUUUCCAAAAGUUGAUCCAACAAGAUGUGAAGUGGAUCCAGCAAAAGGGUGCUGAUGAGCUGUACAAGACCUUGAUGAAACGCACUGACAACGUUCAGCGGGUUUUCACAAAUCAAAUUCCACAGCUGAUCACCAUGGCCUCGAAUCUGGUCAUGAACAUUGGUUUUCUGUGGUUCUCGAAGCCGCGGCUGUGCGCCUUUGGCAUUGGCAUGUUUGCGUUCCAGAACAUCGGCAACAGCGUCUUCGACAACAUCUUGAGACUGGCACGAGACCACGACCACAAGCUGGAGGAGGUCAAGGAGAACGCCUUGGAAGUCCUGCAGAACUUUCGCACGGUGCGAGCCUUUGGCCGGGAGGAGAAAGAGAAGCAAUCCUUUCACUCGUGUAUGGCCCAAGCACUGCGUCUUCGCUUCAGUGACGUUGUGGACAAGUUCACGGACUUGGGAUGUUGGUUCGUCUCGGAGUUCACCUUCCAAGUGGCCUACAUGUAUGGCGGCAUCUUGGUGAACUUGAACUACAUCAAAGCCACCGAAGUGAAGGAUGCCGUCUCGAAAUCCUUCAGGGCCGUGUGGCCGCUCUACCAAUUGAGACGCCAGCUAACCCACCAGUCCACCUUCAUGGAGGACGCGGCGGCGGUCCUGGAAGCCCUGGAGCGUCCGCCCGAGAUCCCCUUCGGCGACGAACGUAUGUUCAGCCCUUCAACCGAGAAGAUCAACGGAAGGAUUGAGGCCAAGGGCGUUUGCUUCUCCUAUUCGGACGACUUGGACGCUGCUGCUCUCAAGGAGGUGACCUUCGAGAUCCCCUGUGGCUCCAUGGUGGGCCUCGUGGGACCGUCGGGCUGCGGCAAGUCCACGCUCUUCAACUUGCUGCUGCGCUUCUAUGAUCCGCAGAAAGGUGCCAUUGAAGUGGAUGGCGUUGACCUGGCCAAGUGGAAUCCUCAGGCUCUCUACCGAGCGGUCUCUUGGGUGUCCCAGGAUCAGUGUGUCUUUACGGGGUCCGUGAUUGAGAACAUCCGCUACGGCAUGCCACACGCCACGGAGGAAGAGGUUCUGCAGGUGAUGCGGGAAGCUGAUCUCUAUGAUGAUGUAAUGAAGAAGCCCAGUGGCGUUGCGACUGCGGCCAGCGAACUCAGUGGAGGUCAGAAGCAGCGGCUCUCCAUCGCCCGCGCCCUGCUGCGGAACCCGAAGAUUCUGCUGCUUGACGAAGCGACCUCGGCACUGGACACCGUCUCCGAGCGGAAGGUUCAGAAGGCCUUGGAAAAGCUGAUGAAGGGCAGGACGGUGAUCGCCAUCGCGCAUCGGCUCUCAACGAUCAUGAAUGCGGACUUGAUCCUUGUAAUGGAGGCUGGAAAGGUCAUUGAGCAGGGCACGCACACCGAGUUGCUGAAGAAAAGUGGCAGCAAAUAUGCGAAUCUGGUGCAGCAGCAGCUGGCCGUGGAGGACAAAAAGGACGACACCUCGGCCGAUCCGAAGGUGGUGGAGGAGUGUGCAGCCCAGUUACAGCUGCUUCGAGAGAAGGUGCCCGAGGAUCUGGUCGAAGAGGUGGACCGAGCAGCACAAGCUCUGAAGAAUGCCGCUGCAACGCUGCGGGAAGAGAGAAAGCGCCUGGCCAUGAAGGAGCGCAGUCUCCUGGGCACUACCUCCAAGUGGAAAACGGCCGGUGAUUCGGUGCGGCGAGCUGUGCGCACUCUGGCGCUGAUGCGUUCCUCCAGUGAGGCCCUUCCAAGACCGCAAGCGCCGCAGCUUCAACGUCGUUUGUCGGCGAAUGACCAGGAUGACGUGGACCGCGCACUGCUGGAACUGGAGCAAGGUGAUAGUCCAAAAGCUGAAGCUGCCACCUGA